CGCGAGACUCGUUACAUAGGAUGUUCGGCAUAGUUGACAGCUUUGUAAACAACUUUGUUGGCAACCAAAAAAAUGCCAGCGCAAAAGAAGUAUGUGAACAUCCAUGCUGCAGUGUCGGCGGGGGACGUUAAAGCCCUCGAGCUGAUGGUGAAAGCAGGGGCCAGCAUCAAUGAGGUCGAUGAGAAAGACAAGUUCACUCCCCUUCAUAGCGCCUGCAAUGUUGGGGCUCUAGAGUGCCUCCAUUGGUUGCUAUGGCAUGGAGCAGACACAACAGUAACAACACCUAAGGGUUGGACUCCUGCUCACAUUGCAGCUAUAAGGGGCCAGGAUGCUUGUCUCCAGGGUCUAGCAAACAACAAUGUUAACUUGAGCGCAAAGGACCAUCGAGGCAGCUCUCCUGGACAUCUUGCGGCGGCACACGGCAAUUCUUUCACCCUCAACACCAUUCUGCGAUCAGGAACGGGCUUUUUAAAUGAAACAGGAGUAAAGGACAUCAAUACAACAGACAAGAGUGGUUGGACGCCCGUGCACUCGGCCUGCUACCAUGGUCGACUAGGGUGCCUGCAGCUCCUUAACAAGUGGGGGGCCAGCAUCGAUGAGGUUGAUAACCUAGGAAAUACACCAGCGCACUACGCUGCAGCUGAGGGUCAUCUCCCUUGUCUCAAAUUCCUCGUCAGUAUGGGCAUCAGCCCGACCCACAUUCUGGGCGCCCGUAAUGACCAGGGUGAGACACCAAAGGAUGUCGCCCAACAGUUCUACAAGGACACCAUUAUAGAGUACAUCAACGGCAUCGAGUGGGAGAGAGAUCAUCCCGAGGAAGCUGAAAACUUGGCAUUUCCGGCUCAUGUUGCAUCAUUCACGGGUGACUUAGAUCACCUCCGAAUGCUUGUUGAGAAUGGAGUGGUCAACAUAAAUGAACGUGAUGACAAAGGCUCUACACCUGCUCACAAAGCGGCAGGGCAGGGUCAUGUACAUAUUCUACAAUGGCUGAUCGAGAUGGGUGCAAAUAUGUCGAUAACGAACCAAUCAGGCGAGACUCCUCGGGAUGUUGCUCGAAGGUUCUCCAAACUGGCAUGCGUGAAAUUACUGGGGCGUGACCCGCUCCUGAGGGGAGAAAUGGAAGAGGGUGAUGAUCUUGGCUAUCCGGCUCUUUUGGCAGCCUUCUCUGGGGAUCUGGAACACCUACAGUCAUUGAUUGAGAAAGGCAUCAGCAAUAUCAAUGAACAGGAUGAAAAAGGAUCCACAGCGGCACAUAAAGCUGCGGCCCAGGGCCAUGUGCAUAUUCUGCAAUGGUUGAUGGAGUCCGGAGCUGACCUUACGUUGAGAAACACCCAGGGGCGGACAGCACUUGACGUGGCACGCAAGUACAGCAAUAGAACUUGUGUGAAGAUGCUUGGUGGAAAUCCUGAUGAUCUGGAUCACCUAGGAGACUGGUCUGAUGAUGAGCCAACAGGUACAGAGGGAAACACAGAUGGCGCCUCACUACCUGUGUCCGAUAAGCAGAAGAAAGAGUCAAGGGGUCGUGCUCGUCGGAAGGUAGAAGACCUUGAACGUCUUCUUGAGGUUGCCAAGAGAAACUACACACAGCUUGGUGGCACAUUACCUGAAGACAGGAAACGACUACAGACCAUUCGGGAUAAAGACAAGACAAUCAAUGAGUUGGAAGCCCAGCUGGAUUAUGAACGUUUGAGAAGGGAGAAACUUGAAGCUCAACUGGACCAGUAUAGGCGAGACAUGGCCGAACUCAGCUACAGACUUCAGGCACAGAAUCAUGAUGAUAGCGAGUCUGAAUAUGAUGGCUACUCACGACGUCAGCCUCGAGGUCAGGGUAGACCCGUAUCAGUUAAAAAGCGAUCAGGGUCCAAAAAGCGUUCACAAGACGAGGGUGGAGUCUUCAUCAAGCGAAACGUUUCGAAAGAACAACGGGGUCCAAGAUAUCAAAAAGUUGUGUGAAAUGGAGUUAGAUAUGGAAUACGCAAUGCAUUUUUCUUUGAAUACCAGGAAGUACUCAUAAACACUUAGUCAAUAAUCCUCUGUCAUUAGAAUAUUUUAAUUUGUUUUAUUUCAGUAAAUAAUGAAAGUGUUCUUAUCAUGUGAAUGGACAACAUGAAAGCAUGAUACAUCUGGAUGAUUUUUGCUUACAGAUAAGUGGUAAACACAUAUCAAAGUAUGUUUGAUAUAGUCAAGGAAAAGUAUAUUUGUGAGCAAUUUAAAAUUAUUUGUGGGUUACAUAAAUAGGUUAUUAUCCGAUGUUGUGAAAUCCGAAUGAAAUGCUUGUGAAAUGUGAGUGAAUUACAUGCUUGUGAAAAGUGAAUGAAUUGCUUGUGAAAUGUGAACGAAAUGCUUGUGAAGAGUGAAUGAAAUGCUUGUGAAAAUUAAAUGAAAUGCUUGUGAAAUUAUGCUUGUGAAAUAUGAAUGAAAUGCUUGUGAAAUAUGAAUGAAUAGCUUGUGAAUGGGUAUUGUGUGUCUCGGCAAACAUGCAUUCCAUUUCUUAAAUUAAUACCAAAACAUUCAUUUUUGACAAUACAAGAGAACACUACUAAGUUUAACCCCGUACCUCGAUUUAAAAAAAACAACUGUUAUUUCGUCAAUUUUGAUGACAACCAGUUUUCGCAUAACAUGUUUGUUUUUUUUAUAAUUCUUUUUAAAUGAAUGAAUUAUUUUGGACCGACUAUAUUGAAGGAUUUUUCAUGCUUCACAUUAAUGUUUAAAAAAGCGUUAGUCUUAAUUUAAAUAUAUCCUAUUUUUUGUUUUUGAAGGGUUUUGUAAUAUUCAUAGUAGGUUAAAAUAAUUUUGUAAUUAUUUUUUUGUAUUAAUUUACUUGAUAUUUUAUACAUUUUGUAAUUGGAAAUGAAAAUCUAAAAUGGAAAUGUGCAAAACCACAGAAUUAUACAAAUUUUAUAUUAGCAUAUAUUCACAGGCAUAUGUUUUCGUUAUGUCAUUGUACAAGUUACAGAUUUGCUAUUGUGAUAUUGUGAUAUAUUUUAUUUUCAUAUAUAUAUUAAAUCCAUUUUUAGAUGCUUUUUUGUAGAAUAAAGUCUAAAACUUCA
Messenger RNA from Mya arenaria, 3050 nucleotides. Its product is annotated as ankyrin repeat domain-containing protein 42-like. Gene Ontology annotation, molecular function: protein binding. The transcript has 15 exons. NCBI's taxonomy places the organism in Eukaryota, Metazoa, Mollusca, Bivalvia, Myida, Myidae. The record is from RefSeq and is a predicted model, not a curated record. Bases 73 to 1953 code for a protein of 626 amino acids.